Marmota monax (woodchuck) is the source of this 2158-nucleotide messenger RNA. RefSeq names its product potassium channel tetramerization domain containing 14 (gene Kctd14). NCBI's taxonomy places the organism in Eukaryota, Metazoa, Chordata, Mammalia, Rodentia, Sciuridae. The record is from RefSeq and is a predicted model, not a curated record. Gene Ontology annotation, biological process: protein homooligomerization. Gene Ontology annotation, molecular function: protein binding. The transcript is spliced from 2 exons. Bases 40 to 801 code for a protein of 253 amino acids.
AGGUAGCUGGGUGCAUUUCCGCCCGCCAGAGUUAUUUGCAUGCUGCUGGGGUUCCUAGUGCUAACUGUCUACCGAGCCCUUAUGAGUUUGACCUCGACGCCCCAGAAUAUGCGGCCCAGCCCGCCCACCGUAUCCACCGUUGUAGAGUUGAAUAUCGGAGGCCAGAUCUACACCACCACCAUGGGGACUCUGAGAAAACUCCCAGGCUCAAAGCUGACAGAGAUGUUUUGUAGCUCAACCAAGGCCUGCACUGACGCAGAGGGCCGCUUCUUCAUCGAUCGCCCUGGCACCUAUUUUGGGGCCAUUCUGGACUACCUACGCAGUGGGCAGGUGCCUACACAGCACAUCCCUGAGGUAUACCGUGAGGCUCAAUUCUAUGAAAUCCAGCCUUUGGUCAAGCUCUUGGAGGACACGCCCCAGAUUUUUGGUGAGCAGGUGGCGCGGAAGCAGUUCUUGCUGCGAGUGCCUGGCUACAGUGAGAAUCUAGAGCUCCUGCUGCGUCUGGCAAGGGCAGAGGCCGUGGCAGUACGCCAGUCAAGUGUGGUCGUGUGUGUGAUGCGCACUGAGGAGGAAGCCACAAGGUGUGCCCAGCCCCUGCAUUCUCUGGAGGCCAGAAAGAUGCCAGUUGUCAAGUUUGGGCCCUGGAAGGUAGGCCCAGAAAUCAAGGACCUUCUGUACUGUGUGGAGAUGGACAUUAAGGCCCAGGGCUACCAGGUGUCCUGUGGGAGCUACUACCUGGAUCAUGCACACCGGGCCAAGGUCACUGAUUGCUUCCAUAUAUUCACCUUCACCUGGUGGUGAUCCCCAGAGUCUGGGACUGUGUUAUGGGCUCUGGUGGGGCUCACGAAAUUAAAAAGUUGUCAUCAAAAGCCAUCUUCCUUUUAUUUAACAUAUAAACAUCAAACAAUUUCCAAGUUUAGCUUAGGGCCUUGCCCCCAAAUAUUUAUACAUACCUUUUCUCAACUUUCCACUCCUUGCACCUCACCCUUGUACACUUGCCUAGAAGAUUCCAGCUGUUCCCUCUUCAAAGCUUCAUGUACUUGCCAGCCCCUUAAUGUACAAUAACAAGACUAAGAUAAACAGGAAUGUUUCAACAGUGCUUUGCGGGAGAUGCAGGAUGACAAAAGGAAAAUACAGGACAUCAUGAAUCUAGAUAGUUUGACCUAAAGAUGUAAUCUUCCCAUCCUCAAGUGAUGCCCUAGUUCAUCCAUACCUGGAACAUGCCUUCCUGAGGAAAAUCUCGUUAGUACCUGUAGUAGAUGCUUCCCAGAUUGCCUUCACCAGUAGCUGUAUGUGUUUGUGGAAGCCCCAUAGCUGUCCUCUUCUCUAGAACAGUAUUUUUCAAAGUAUGAUAUCUGCAUUCUUUGGGAACUUGUUAGAAAUAUACAUUCUCAGGCUCCACUUCAGACAUACUGAGUUAGAAUCUCUGAGCAUCAGCCUAGCAUCCUAGUUUACCAGGCCCUCUGGAUGAUUCUGUUUGUAUAUGUGGUACUAGGGAUUGAGUCCAGGACCUUGGGUGUGCUAGGCAAGUGAUCUACUACUGAGCUACAUCCCCAGCUCCCUCUGAGUGGUUCCAAUCACUCUUAAUUUUGAGACAUUCUGGUAAAAAAGCUGGGUGCUGUGGUGCACACCUAUGAUCCCAGCUAUUCAGGAGGCUGAGGCAGGAGGAUUGUAAGUUUGAGGCCCACCUAAUACCUUAGUAAAACUGUCUCAAAAUAAACAAAUAAAAGGCUGGAGAUGUAGCUUGGUAGAACAACCCUGGGUUCAAUUCCCAGUACCUCAAGAAAAAGAAAACAACUUCCACCUCUCAGACAAAAGUAUAAAAGACUGGCCCCUGACUUACAUAAGGAAAAAAAUUUCCCCAGUACUGGGGAUUGAACCUGGGGGAACCCUACCCUACUGAGUUGUAUCAUUCCUUUUUGAGAUAGGGUCUUUCUAAGUUGCCAAGGCUGACCUUGAAUUUGUGAUCCUCUUGCCUCAGCCUUCUAAAUUGUUUCCGUGCUGAGCUUCAAUUUUCUUCAAGUUUCUGUUGCAGAGUUUCUUGUGAGAUCAGGCUGGGGUCAGUCUUACUUGGAAGCACAUUCUUGUUUAGCUUGUCUACAUUGCUCCUACUCCCUUUCUAAGAGCACUAAUUCUUCAAUAAACCACUUGUAAAAGA